AUGCGACACACACGAGCGAGAUGCGUGGCUCGGUCACAGAAGAAGGACGAGCAAGAACACCCUUUGUACAGCGAGCUGAUGGAAACUGAAACUGACGAAGAUGCAAUCUCCACAGACGACGAGGACUUCGCUUGGGUUCAGAGCGACGUGGAAAGCAGAACAGUGGAAGACGAAGAGAGUUUCUUGCCUCCGCUUUUUUCAUCGCUUCUCCGGAAAAGCAACGCAAUUUUGUGGGUGUCUGUGGCAGCUUCUCUCCUCUAUUACACGAAUUUUGUGUUCGUUGCUGCAACGUGCGAUGCCGUCUACAGGAUUCCGAUGUACCUGAGUCUGUGUGGAUUCGGGCUCGUUUUUGUGGCUGCUUUUUAUGUCGGCGUUUGCCGGCCGUUCCUUGUUGCCGAGGAAGGUGAAGAGGACGACUUGCUUCCAAGGUGUAUCUUCGCCUUCUGGAAUGUCUGGCCGUUCCUUAUUGUUUUUAUGAUGAUCUCCUUUUCCUUGGGGUUGACGCACACUGGAGAGCUGCUCCCCGGAGGAGUUCUCGGCGGCCUCCUGAUGUACGCGGUCCUCGGACUGUGCCUCGCGUCGCCGCUCCUCAUUCAACACAAAGGCUUGGCUCAUAGGCCUGAAGUGUGUUGA
Molecule: messenger RNA, 633 nt
Organism: Toxoplasma gondii ME49
Lineage: Eukaryota; Apicomplexa; Conoidasida; Eucoccidiorida; Sarcocystidae
Exons: 7
Coding region: 1-633 (210 amino acids)
Source: RefSeq, a predicted model, not a curated record